Messenger RNA from Girardinichthys multiradiatus, 861 nucleotides. Its product is annotated as phospholipase A and acyltransferase 4-like. The transcript is spliced from 4 exons. Gene Ontology annotation, molecular function: glycerophospholipid phospholipase A1 activity; A2-type glycerophospholipase activity. Gene Ontology annotation, biological process: N-acylphosphatidylethanolamine metabolic process. Gene Ontology annotation, cellular component: cytoplasm. NCBI's taxonomy places the organism in Eukaryota, Metazoa, Chordata, Actinopteri, Cyprinodontiformes, Goodeidae. The record is from RefSeq and is a predicted model, not a curated record. Bases 111 to 608 code for a protein of 165 amino acids.
UAACCUUUGUCUGGUUCCUGGAACACUUUUGAUGUGAAAGGUACAUGCACUGAGUUUCAUUUCUUACAGAGUUGUCCGUGCUCUCACCUGACUGGAGAACGGGUGAAGACAUGGCUCCAACACUGUUUGACAUUGAUGCAAAGCCAGGGGAUCUGAUUGAAAUCUUUUGUGGGAUGUAUCACCACUGGGCUGUUUUCAUCGGAGGAAAUGAAGUAGUUCAUUUAAUUCCUUCAACACAUGGAGGAGGUGAUCUGUGUGAGUUGUUCACCUUCCUUGACAGCAGCAAAGUUACGGUGAGGCGUCAGAAGAUCUUGGAAGUGGUUGGGUCGAAUCGUUUCCGUGUCAACAACCUACUGGAUGAUGAGUGCCAGCCUCGUGAGCCCGGCAUCAUUGUCAGCGAAGCUCGGAAGAUGGUCGGACAGGAGCGACUGUACAAUGCUGCCACUCAUAACAGUGAACACUUUGUCACAGAGCUUCGAUAUGGCAAACCAGAAUCACGACAGGUUCAAACUGCAGCUGUGAUCGGAGGUGUUGCCACUGCUGGGGUAGCAAUAGCAGUUGUGGGUGCUGCUUUGUUUUCUGCCUUCCGCAAAAAUAAAGAUAAAUAAAUAAAAAAUAAUCUUAAUCAGGUGUUGGCAAAAGUUAGGAUUUAUGUUUUGAUUAUCUGUAAAACUUAAAGAAUGCAUGAAGAAAGGUUAUUUUUUGUAAUAUAGUAUUUGUUUUAAUGUCUGCAAUUAAUAUAUGCAUUUUCCAAUGGAAAUUAUUAUUUAAUGAUGUGAAACAUUAAAAUUAAAGGUUAAUUUUUAACUAACUCUACAUGCUCAUCCGGGAGGAGGGAAUGCUGCAAGUCACUGACUGGAU